Messenger RNA from Aphidius gifuensis, 2215 nucleotides. RefSeq lists its product as uncharacterized. The coding region runs from base 767 to 1447 and encodes 226 amino acids. The transcript has 2 exons. Lineage: Eukaryota; Metazoa; Arthropoda; Insecta; Hymenoptera; Braconidae. The record is from RefSeq and is a predicted model, not a curated record.
GGUGGACGCCGUACGAUGCGCAUCUUCUCUCGUACAUAUUUCACCAAAUUUACAAUUUUUGAUUUUAAAAGUCAGUUUAAUUGCCAAUUUGUAUACUGUUGAUACGGAUCCACCAGCUAAACAUAAUAUUGUAUAAUAUAAAGUGUUAUUUUUAAUAAUUAAUAGUUUCUUUAUAUAUCAAAUGAAGAGUCGGUUGGUAACAUAACCUUUCAGCCGUCAUUGACUCAGUGAAAAUUUACACAUAAUUUUAGUAACAUAAUUAAAUGUUCGUAUAUUAUUUAAACUAUAUAGUGACUAACAACUUGAUAAUAAGACGAAUAAACAUUUAUAAAGUGUCAGUAUAAUUAAUUAACUGCAAAAACAUUAAAGACAUAAUAGCCAAGAACAAGAGUGGCUUCUGUGCUAAUUUAAUUUUUGGUGGAACAUCAAGUUAAUUAAAGUGUGUUAAUAUAAAACAAUUUGUUUAAUUAUCGAACAUUUUUUGUUGUUCCUUAAUUUGUGGUGUAUAUUAUUUUGGUGUAUGUCAGGCAUAUAAUUAUUGCUGCAUUGCAUAGACAUCAUCUUCUGGACCUGGUGAUUUGGGUGUGGUCCUCUGAACACUCUGCCUUAUCUUAUCUUAAAUAACUGCAGAUAGUUCUUAAUCUUACCACUACCAGCACUUUGUUAUUCUGCUCUACAUUACCUACCAAGGUUAUAAAUUAUAACACCAGGCGUCACUACUUGUUGUUAUCAAUCAGCUGUACAGCUGUAUUAUUAUAUAUACAGAAUGUCAAUAGUGAGAUCUCCAACAAGACGUAGCACAUCUCUGGACCUCAAUGGUGAUGUGUUUGGUGCUAGUAAUUUCAUGUUAAUAAACUCGCAACAAUCCAGCUCCAAUAGUACCAUGUCACAAACAUCUGGCUCAACCAUUUCUGUGGCUGAUAGACGUCCUCUUCGUCCGCGUAAAAAUACAACAUCUACUUUAACUACUGGUACACAAAUGGCUAAUGACAUUACACUUGAUCAGAUCAAGAGUCUUCUCGAUCAACAAACUGUAUCAUUUACUGUAAAUAAAAAAUUUGCAAUGAUUGAUGCUGAAUUAGGUCAGGUCAACAACAACAUACAAGCACUAAAUACAACAAUUGGCAGCAACACAACACAAAUCAAAAUUAAUACAUCAACUAUUGCUGAUAAUAAAACGAGUAUCACUCAAAUGAGUGAUGAUAUAAAUAAUGGCAAAUUAAUACUGGAACGUAUGCCAAACGUCAUUGUUUUUGGCAUACCCGAAGACCCAGAUAAUAAUUUAAAUACUAAUCAACGUAUUGUAAGUGAUAGAGGUAAAGUAAAUCAGCUCAUAAAGUCUGUUUUUGAUUCACAACCAAGUGCUGGUACUGUCAAAGUGACCUCGUCACGUAUUCACCCUCAUUCUGGAACUUUGGCAAAGGCUAGAAUGAAUGGUGAAAUUUAAUAGUAUUUUCUAUAAAGAUGUAUUUGUGCAGAGGUUUAUGGAGUUGAAGAAAUUAAAGUCACUGACAGGUUGGAUGGCCACAGUGGCUAUCUCUCAGGACUUUACACCGGCUCAACUAGCCCAAAGACGUCAACUAAGAUCUCAAUUGACUGAAAAUGGUAUCACAAAUCCAAGGAUCAGGUUCAUCAAUGGUGUCUUCAGGGUCAUGAACAACACUUACCCAACAUCGUGAUAUAAUUAAUUAUUAAAUUACUAUUUUAUUAAUAUUAUUGUUAUAUUAUUAAUUUCGUUAUAUUAUCAUGUUAUAUUAUUAUUCAUUUUGUUAUGUAACUAAUAUAUUGGUUAUCGUUGCUACAAGCUAAUUACAAGCUUCUUGCUACAUCAUACUGAUUUGAAAUGGUGUCAAUCAUCUUAUUAUAAUGUAAUGGCAUAGGGUUAUUUGUUGUAUCACUUGAUUAUCAUAUCACUUUGCUUCAGAUUAUAAUUUAAUAGGGUCAAAUUGUUUUUCUAUUCUCUUUUUUUUUUCUUACGUUCUCUGUCCUCCUCUUUGCCUUACUGUCAUUAUAAAUCAAAUAAUAAAUCAAUGUUAAAUUUAGUGUAAUAGUAAGGCAGAUGUCUCGGUAUGUAAAACAAUUUUCCCUUUAGAUUAAGUUUAAAAGUUUCUAACGAUAAUUAAUUUGAUGCAACAUAAUCAUAUGUAAUUACCCCUUUCUUAUACUAGCUUUGUAGCACAUUUGAUAGCUAAUAUAUCAUAUUAUUAUUAUUAUU